UUUUCUGUCUGGGACCCUUGGUACCUAGUGCUGAAGGUAAAAAUGUUUCGACACAUUCCCUAACAUUCUGCUGAGAGUCAUCAAUUAUGCAAGGUAACGGCGCGCUCUGGGAAGGCAAGGAAGCGCACCAAUAUGGCGACAACCGCAGUUUCUCCUGCAGCUUUCCAACAUCUGCAGUCUACCAACGCCUUUCGGAAUUUGUUUUAAUCUUUAAAAAAGUGGACCUGUCCUGGAGGUUACUUAAUUAAAGAAUUUGCUGCAGGAUGAAAAGAUGGCAGCACAGCUGCUCGCACCACCAGGCCCUGACAGUUUCCGUCUGUUCUCCGUCGAAUCAUUGGCUGCCAUUGAGAGGCGUAUUGCUGAAGAGAAGGCCAAGAAGCCACCAAAGCCCGACAGUAGCCACCGAGAUGAUGAUGACGAAAAUAAACCAAAACCAAACAGCGACCUUGAGGCAGGCAAAAAUCUGCCUUUCAUCUACGGUGAUGUUCCUCCAGGAAUGUUCGCUGUACCACUGGAGGACUUGGACCCUUUUUAUAUGACCCAGAAAACAUUUAUAGUAAUAAACAGAGGGAAAACAAUCUUCCGAUUUAGUGCCACGCCUGCCUUGUACAUUUUAAGUCCUUUUAAUCUACUUAGAAAAAUAGCUAUUAAAAUUUUGAUACAUUCUGUGUUUAGCAUGAUCAUUAUGUGCACUAUUUUGACCAACUGUGUGUUCAUGACUUUUAGCAAUCCACCUGAAUGGUCUAAACAAGUUGAGUACACAUUUACUGGUAUUUAUACUUUCGAAUCCCUUGUAAAAAUUAUUGCAAGAGGCUUCUGCUUAGAUAACUUCACAUUCCUACGGGAUGCAUGGAACUGGCUGGAUUUCAGUGUUAUUCUUAUGGCAUAUGUGACAGAGUUUGUGGACCUUGGCAAUGUCUCAGCGUUGAGAACAUUCAGAGUUCUCCGAGCCUUGAAAACUAUCUCUGUCAUUCCAGGUGAGAGACAGUUUAAACACUAA
Messenger RNA from Protopterus annectens (West African lungfish), 1000 nucleotides. Its product is annotated as sodium channel protein type 8 subunit alpha-like. Gene Ontology annotation, biological process: sodium ion transmembrane transport; neuronal action potential; membrane depolarization during action potential. The coding region runs from base 272 to 1000 and encodes 242 amino acids. Gene Ontology annotation, molecular function: voltage-gated sodium channel activity. Gene Ontology annotation, cellular component: voltage-gated sodium channel complex; axon; plasma membrane. NCBI's taxonomy places the organism in Eukaryota, Metazoa, Chordata, Ceratodontiformes, Protopteridae. The record is from RefSeq and is a predicted model, not a curated record. The transcript is spliced from 6 exons.